Messenger RNA from Lepus europaeus (European hare), 3307 nucleotides. RefSeq names its product refilin B (gene RFLNB). Bases 43 to 711 code for a protein of 222 amino acids. The record is from RefSeq and is a predicted model, not a curated record. The transcript has 3 exons. Lineage: Eukaryota; Metazoa; Chordata; Mammalia; Lagomorpha; Leporidae. Gene Ontology annotation, biological process: actin filament bundle organization; negative regulation of bone mineralization involved in bone maturation; negative regulation of chondrocyte development. Gene Ontology annotation, cellular component: actin filament bundle. Gene Ontology annotation, molecular function: filamin binding.
GCCCCUCGCGGCCCUCGCUCGCCCGCGACCCCGCGCCCAGCCAUGGUGGGCCGGCUGAGCCUGCAGGAUGUGCCCGAGCUCGUGGACGCCAAGAAGAAGGGCGACGGCGUCCUGGACAGCCCGGACUCGGGGCUGCCCCCCAGCCCCAGCCCCAGCCACUGGGGGCUCGCGGCGUCUGCGGGCGGCGGCGCUGGCGGCGGCGGCGGCGGGGAGCGCGCGCCGGCUCCGGGGGCGCUGGAGCCCGACGCGGCGGCGACCCCCGCGGCCCCGACUCCAGCAUCUGUCCCCAGCGCCCUGGUCGCCGGCUGCCCGCCAAGACUGUGCCCACUGUCCUUCGGCGAAGGAGUGGAGUUUGACCCCUUACCCCCGAAGGAAGUGAGGUACACGUCCUCCGUCAAGUACGACUCGGAGCGGCACUUCAUCGACAACGUGCAGCUGCCCCUGGGGCUGGCGGUGGCCUCCUGCAGCCAGACGGUCACCUGCGUCCCCAACUGCACGUGGCGCAGCUACAAGGCCGAAGUGCGCUUCGAGCCCCGCCACAAGCCGGCCCGCUUCCUCAGCACCACCAUCGUCUACCCCAAGUACCCCAAGACCGUCUACACCACCACCCUGGAUUACAACUGCCGCAAGAAGCUGAGGCGGUUUCUGUCCAGCGUGGAGCUCGAGGCCACGGAGUUCCUGGGCAGCGACUGCUUCUCGGAUGAAUGCUGACUCGCGGGCCGCGGACCGUGCGGUGCCUGCACGCGCACCUGCGGGAGAAGGGAAGAAGGGAAGAAACCGCUGCAGGCGCUGUGGCGCGGUUUCCCGAUGGCUUCUCAAAGAAGAGCCUUUCCUGGGUCGCUGAGGUCAUUCCCCCAGAUCUCAUUUUCAUAAGAAAAAUAACGGCGACUGAGGGAAAGGAAAAUGCCAGCAUUUGCGGCGGGAGGGGGAGGGGAGCGCCCCUCCCCCGGGCUGAAGAGGGGGCUGGGAACAGCGGUCGCGGAGGUCUCUGCCCCUAAGCGGUGCCAGCCCGGUGCCCACGCAGCCUGUGGAGCGGGCGGCUCGUUCCAUGCCAUUUUUAAAAUUUCACUUCCAUUUGUAUUUCCUGCUAACCAAAACUUUGGGAAUUCUCUAAUUCUUUUUCAUGAUAUGAAAAAACCAAGACAAAACCCAAAUGAUAUAAGAUGCCUUAACAAGAAAAACUGCAAAAAAAAAAAAAAAAAAAGAAAGAAAGAAAAAUAAAACAAACGCUCACCCUGCUUGGGGCCAUCUGGGGAAAGUCAGGCCCCCGGGUGGCCGAGCGGGGAGCAGCGGCUUCUGGUCUGGUUCUUUCCACCAGGUUGGUUCUGCGCGCAGCCCGCAUCCCGGCUGAGCUGAGCCGCGGGCUCCUGCCACGCUCCUGGUAAGGGCUGGGCAGUUCCCAGACACCCCACUCCCCCCCCCCCCUUUUUUUUCCAUGAGGCAAAAUACAGCAGAGGUCUCAUCAUAGAGAAGAGUAUUUUUAAAGAAUGCUCGGGAAAAACACUUUGCUUGGACUCCACAGAAGGGAACUGGGGCCGCGGCCAAGCCUGGCUGCCCCCCCGGGGGGGGGCUGUCAGUGCAUCCGUCGCAUGUCCACCUCAGUGAGUGGCAGUGCCGGGGUCGGCUUGCUCUUCGGACUUCAGCGGUGUCACAGUUGCGGAGGAAUUCCGCCAGUCCCAAUGCAAAGGAGUCGGCCCCUGCGCCCGGUAAAACUGAGGUGAACUCAGGGCAGGUGUCGGAGCCGGCGUUCAGCUCCCACACCUGCCCGCUUCUCCCGGGCCCUGGAUAGCGGAAGUGAUGGCGGUAGAGUCGGGUGUGCCCAGGACGCCCCGGAGAAGCUGUGAAGUCAGCUCCGCCCGCUGUAGAGGCAGGGGUGCCCGGGCGGGGAGGUGUGGGGAGGGGGGCAGCGCCCCAUCUCUCCUGUCCCCUGCCCCGGCUUCUUCCAACGUCCUGGAGAUCCCUGCGUGUUUGAGUAGAGCAGGUAGCAGGUGGCUUUUCCUCGCCACUGUCGGAAAGAACGGCUGUACAUGCUUCCUGGGAAUACGUCUCCGUGAUGUCGCAGACUACGCGGGGAGGGGGCUUGGGGAGCUGUGUGUCCCGCGGGCUCCCGGUUCCGAGGCUGGCCUGUGUCUGCCCUGCCUCUGCCCUACAGUAGGCUGACUGCUCUCCCGGGUGGCCUGGAGCCACAGUGGCGCUUGGGUAACACUGAAAGCAGCUUGGAUGGUAAUUGCCUCGUUUGGAAGUCUUUGGUGGCCUGGAGCGAGCCUUGUCCUGGAGUCCUGGGAGGAUGGCGGUGUUGACUGCCGUGUUGUGUUCCUCCCCGCCAGCUGUGUCCCCUUGCACAGGGCCCACCGGUUGGCGAGUGUGCCAGGGCGAGGCUCAGCAGGGACCCCGAGGCGGGCACUGGGGACCCCUGGGCCACCUCAGAGCAGCAAGUGCUCCCUGCAUUAGGAGGGUGACUUACACAGCGCUGAUGGACAAGAACGGAUUUUCCUAUCUGGUUUCAUGAUGUGGUCGGUUAAGUAGGCAAGGUAACUUCAGAUUGUGUCGGGAGGAUCCUGGAGGCCUCGCUCUGCCCCGGUGGAGCCCCUGGCAGCCUCGGGGCCAGUGCUCAGCACAGGAGAGUGGUGAGCUUGGCCUUGGGGUGAGAUGCUAGUUUUGGGGUUAGAGUGAUUGUGUUAAGUUCAGGCGAAUCAUUCCCUUAUUAUAAAGUGAGGGGUGGCGAGUGGUGAGUUGCGGCUGUGAGGUCCGGAGCGCUCCUGUGAAGUCACUCGGGCGGGAGCCCAUGUGGCUCCUUCUAAUCCUCUCUUUUCCCCCAAACCUGCUUUGCUAUAAACCGCAGGGCAGGAAGUGCGUGCAGAGGCCCUGGGGCCGCGCCGUGUGGGCCCUAUGUGGGCCCCGUGUGGGCCCUAUGGCGACGGUUGAGAGUGGAUUCCUGUUUGUGUGCAAGGCGGAAGCAGUGAUUUUUUUUUUUUUUUGAAACUUAACGAAAAACAAACAUUCCUAAGUGUAUCUGGAAGAUGCAGUUUAUGUGUUAAUUAAAACGCUUUUUGUUCCGUCUCUUAACUUAUGGCUUGCAUGGAAUAGGAAUGAGUUGAGUUUCCGGAGAAGAGUCUUCCUGUCCGGUGGCAGGCCUCCGGAAGACAUCAUUUGAAUGAGUGCCUUAGCGUUUCUUUGCCUGUUUCUGGCCUUGGGACAUACUGGAUAGUGUUUGACAAAAAGUAUAUUUUAAAUUUACCUUUGACAUCUGUCCCACUCUGUUUUGCUUUGUGACUUCUUCAUUUAACAAUAAAUUAUCAAAAAAAAA